Molecule: messenger RNA, 634 nt
Organism: Leptopilina heterotoma
Lineage: Eukaryota; Metazoa; Arthropoda; Insecta; Hymenoptera; Figitidae
Product: coiled-coil domain-containing protein 12
Exons: 3
Coding region: 82-540 (152 amino acids)
Cellular component (GO): U2-type spliceosomal complex; post-mRNA release spliceosomal complex
Source: RefSeq, a predicted model, not a curated record
CUUGGUUUUGUGAGUGUAUGUGUGAUUGUAUUCGUGUUGUUUUCAUGCAUCACAAAAAGUGAAACUGUGAAAAAGCAAAAAAUGACAGACGAUGAUAAAAUUGGCACUCUCACCGACGAGGCCUUAAAAAGAAAAGAGCGUCUCGCACUUUUAAAAAGAAAAAAUGAUGCACCAAGUGAUAAAAUUGAACCCUCGAAAAAACUUCCAACACCAAAAUUUCGAAGUUAUAGACCACAGGACGAGAGUUUAAAAGAAAAAGUAUUGGAAGACGCGAAACCUGGUGAUGUAGAAUCAGAAGUUGCUGAACAGCUGAAAGCAGCUACUACGAAGGCUGUCAUCGAGGAGCUUGACAUUCAUAAUUUAGCUCCGAGGAAGCCGGAUUGGGAUUUAAAAAGAGACGUUGACAAGAAAUUAGAAAAAUUAGAAAGGCGCACACAAAAAGCAAUAGCUGAAUUAAUUAGGGAUAGAUUAAAAAUGGGUCAGGAAGAUCUUGCAAGUGCAGUUAAUGUUGGGACGAAAACAUUUGAAAACGGAAAAUAAAAAAAAUAAGACUAGAAAUUUAAUUUUACUUUGUAAUUUUAAUAUUCUGUAAAUAAGCAUUUUUCUAUAAUAUAAAACUAUAUUUUAUCACAAA